AUGGCGCAAACUACGAGGAGGAAAAAAGUAACUUCCUGGAAAAACUAUCGUCUCCGGAAGCAACAGUUCAAGCAAGCAAAGCCGCCAAAGCCCUAG
This is a messenger RNA of Phytophthora nicotianae INRA-310, 96 nucleotides long. RefSeq lists its product as hypothetical. The record is from RefSeq and is a predicted model, not a curated record. The transcript has 2 exons. The coding region runs from base 1 to 96 and encodes 31 amino acids. Lineage: Eukaryota; Oomycota; Peronosporomycetes; Peronosporales; Peronosporaceae.